AUGGCGGCGCAGUUUUACGAACGGAACACGAGGUGAGUUGUUUUUGGACUGAGAGAAUAUGAAAAAAGAUUGCAGCGGGAUGAAUGCGGACAGGUUUAUGGCCCGGUUGACGGACGAGUCGACGGUGAAUACAAUGCAGAGACACUACUGGACCGCCCGGCAAUUUAUACGGACCAAAUUGGGAAAGAAGGUGAAGAAAUGGGUGAGGUGAGAGGAGCAAGUGGAGAUUACAGGAGGACGAACACCUCGAAGCGAGCGACAACGAACUGGACACGUGUCUGAAUCUGUACAGAUCGGUCCAUGGAACUUCCUUUCAAUUACUGAGCAAUGUGGAUAACUAUGCUAACUUCCUACUUGGUAACAGUUCCCUUUCUACUUUAAUUUCAUUCAUUUUCUCGCUAUUCUAGAUGAAACGCUCGUCCAGAAUGUGUUAGGAAAGUAUCUGAAAGAGAAAGGAAAGGUGGAUAAGACGGAAGCGGUCGGAAGGAUUCUGAUAGCCGUCGGGCGGUCCCUUCUCUUCUCGAGCCAUCGGUUAAAUGCCGCAAGGAUCGGAGUCUCCACGUGAGUUCAUUUCCAUUCAUUCCCACUCUCAUUCACUGUUUCUCCAGAUUCUACAACAAGCUGAGUGUGUUUGUGGAACGAGCUAUCGGGGACUGUUCGCAGACGAUUGAAGCCGUGCAAAUGUGCCGGACCGAGUACCGGGGAAGCCUUCUCUGGAUGAAGAAAACGAGCGAAGAGCUCGAUCCGGAGGUGGAUGGAUCUAUGGAGAAGUUCAGAGAAGCGCAGACGACGGUGAAGUCGAACAAAGAGAGGCUCGACCGGCUGAAGACGGACACUCUGCAGAAGGUGAGCCAGAUGGGAAGUGACACGUCUCCAAUUAUAGGGUAGCCAGAAGGGAAAAAAGGAAAUGUGGCUCGUUUCCAGGUCGAUCUUCUGUCCGCUUCCCGCUCGAAUCUGCUUUCCUACGUGCUCACGCAUUAUCAGAAUGAGCUCUAUGAGUAUUAUUUGAAGACGUCUCGAGCAUUUGAAACACUCGCGGAGAACAUAAACUGCUACAACAACUACGAUUUUGAGAUUCUCAGUGUAAGUCACACAUUCUGCCAUUAUAAGUAAGUUUUCUGAAAUUUCCAGCAUCUGGCAACUGGAACUAAACCGGAAAGAGAAGUCAGAAAUGAGGAGAAAACGGAGAACGCGCAACCGAAAGGAUCGGAAGAAGAGCUGAAAACCCUGCUGUUCGGAAGGGAAAGUCCGCAGUUCGGAGGCGAGGAACGGGAAGAGAGCAGGCCGGACAGUCCUUUGAUCGAAGACGUCGAAGAAUCGGCGAAUCAAGGCAACCUGCUGGACCUGGAAUCAGCCGCCUCCGUCGCAUUCCCCAUCGGCCCGCUGGCCACUCUCUUCGACACUUCCUCUUUUGUCCCUCCAAUUCUCCCUCCUCCGGGACCUUCGAAGGGCUCCUCUUCUGCGACCGCAUCCAAUGACAUUUUAUCCCUUUUCGAUGGCAGCAAAACGGCGAAUUUGUCGAAUACGGCUUCUUUGGUUUGUGCUCUCUUUUUGAAUUUUGAAAAAAAAGGGAAAAUGUUUGCAGGAUUGGCAGUCGUUGAUCAACAACUUUGACAUGCAAAACGAAGAAAACUUGCUCUAA
This is a messenger RNA of Caenorhabditis sp. 36 PRJEB53466, 1642 nucleotides long. The record is from the annotation of a GenBank genome assembly. NCBI's taxonomy places the organism in Eukaryota, Metazoa, Nematoda, Chromadorea, Rhabditida, Rhabditidae.